CCGCCGCGUCCUAAUUUGUUUCGUUUGUCACGCCAAGAAUUUGUUGGCGUCCAGGAGGAGCCGCCGCCGCCGCCGCCGCCGUGCACCUGCCGUGACGUCAGUGCCGCCGCCGUGCCGCUGCCGCCGAGGAACAAUAACCAAAGUUCCCGGGCGGCGGCAGCGGCCUCAGUCCGCCUGACGUCAGCGUGCCAGACGCCGCCGCCGCCGCCGCCGCCGCCGCCGCCAACAUUAGCCCGCCGCCAAAGCCGCGGCGCCGGACCGGAAGCGGAGCAUUAGCCUCUAUGGACAAGUUGGGCGGCGGUGAAUUCGGCGAGAUGGGUUAUUGUGACGACGCGGGCUCAAGUUUUUAAAGCGCGGCGCUACGCUACCUGGGGCCCGGAGGAAGUGCAUUAAAACUCUGGCCUAUUAUGACAGGUGAGCCGCGGCGCCCCCCACCCCCCCGACCCCUCUGAGCCCCCCGCCAGCCCCAAGCCUGUGAGCCGCCACUGCCAGCCAGCCCCAGCGAUGGCCUCCCGCUGGCGAGGGCGCCGCACCACCACCACCAGCGUAAUCCUCUUCCGCCACAAGCACCUCCGCCGCCGCCUGCUGGAGGAUGUUCGCGACCUGGCGCGGCGGCAGCGGAGGCGGGAGCGCGCCCUGGCCCACGCCACGGUGGUGAUGCUGGCACGCGCCGCGCGCCGCAGGGAGGCGCGCGCCCGCCGCAUGGCAUCGCUCUUCACCAUGUUCAGGGUCAAGCCCCCAGAGAACGAGGGCACCUCCGAGGCCGUGGCCGCCCCCGCCCAGCAGCAACAGCAGCAGCAACAACAACAACAGCAACAACAGCAACAACAACAGCAACAACAACAACAACAGCAGCAGGGGUCACGGCAGGGGUCGUCGCUGCAGGCCACGAGCAGCACGGAGUCGGACCCGUCGCUGGUGUCGGCGGAGAGCGGCGCUAUGGCCCCGGGGGCGGCACCCCCCACCCUGUGGGGAGCGGACACCCCGCGUCGGCAGCGCGCCCUCUCGGUGGACGUGCCCUCCGAGGCGCCGCCGGACACGCCGCGGCGGCGCUCGGCGCCCGAGGUGGUGGUAACCCAAGUCUCGCCCCACGAGGAGGAAGCCGCCGCCCAGGCCGCCCACGCCCACGCCGAGGGGGACUCCCGCGCGCCCUCCCCGGCCAACACGCCCUCACCCUCGUUGCCCUCGCCGGGCCGCCUCAGCCCCACGGCCACGCCCGCGACCGCCCCCGGCAGCAGCUCGCCGCCCCGCUCGCCACGCCGCCUCUCCCGCCCGUCCUCGCACCUCUCGCGCCUGGCCCACGGCUCCCUCGCCUUCCGCAAGGGGUCCACGGGCGGCGCGGCGCCCCAGCAGGACAGCCUCACCCUCACCGAGGUCAGCGCCCCCCUCGAGGACUCCAGGUUCCUGGAUCUUGUGUCGAGCCUCACCUUGGUGCGGGCGAAGGAGCCGACGGCGGGGCAGCGCACAACGAAGGGUCCGGAGCUGAAACAAGACGCGCCCGUUGUGCUCAAAUUCUAACAACGAAACAACGAAGAUAUGACCCGAUCUUGGCUGUUUUCCUGCCUUAUCCUUGGUGGGGUUUAUUCUUGACUCUCCCUCGGCUUUGUCUUCAACCCUUUCUGGUCUUUUUUUCUUCGUUUUCUCCUCUCAAAAAAUAA
Molecule: messenger RNA, 1658 nt
Organism: Eriocheir sinensis (Chinese mitten crab)
Lineage: Eukaryota; Metazoa; Arthropoda; Malacostraca; Decapoda; Varunidae
Product: AF4/FMR2 family member lilli-like
Exons: 2
Coding region: 505-1518 (337 amino acids)
Source: RefSeq, a predicted model, not a curated record